Messenger RNA from Photinus pyralis (common eastern firefly), 1615 nucleotides. Its product is annotated as adenylosuccinate lyase-like. Lineage: Eukaryota; Metazoa; Arthropoda; Insecta; Coleoptera; Lampyridae. Gene Ontology annotation, biological process: 'de novo' AMP biosynthetic process. The record is from RefSeq and is a predicted model, not a curated record. Gene Ontology annotation, cellular component: cytosol. Gene Ontology annotation, molecular function: (S)-2-(5-amino-1-(5-phospho-D-ribosyl)imidazole-4-carboxamido) succinate lyase (fumarate-forming) activity; N6-(1,2-dicarboxyethyl)AMP AMP-lyase (fumarate-forming) activity. Bases 107 to 1555 code for a protein of 482 amino acids. The transcript has 3 exons.
ACAAUCAGCUGAUGAUAGCAUUUAUAGGUUAAGUUAAAGUAUUUUAAAAACCUUUGCAUUUUAAUUCCCCGCGUAUAAACGUGCCUUUGGAAGUGUUUCGGUUAAAAUGGAGACGAGCGAAUUUUGCAAUUAUCGAUCGCCAUUAAGCACCAGAUAUGCGAGUAAGGAGAUGCAGUAUAAUUUUAGUGAUCAAAGAAAAUUUUCCACUUGGAGACAAUUAUGGGUUAAUUUGGCGAAGGCUCAAAAAGAAUUGGGUCUUCAUAUCACCGAUGACCAGAUUGCCGAAAUGGAAUCAAACAUAAACAACGUUGAUUUUGAAGCUGCAGCUGCCGAAGAAGCCUUAACUAGGCACGAUGUAAUGGCCCACGUUCACGUUUUCGCGAAGCUCUGCCCCAAAGCAGCCCCCAUCAUACAUCUUGGCGCAACCUCCUGCUUUGUAGGGGACAAUACCGACCUAAUGAUUUUAAAGGACGGCUUGGACAUCCUGCUCACACGGCUCGCUGGUGUGAUUAGGAAUCUUUCAUUAUUUUCAGAGGAAUACAAAUCUCUUCCAACACUUGGAUAUACACACCUCCAGCCGGCGCAGAUGACGACCGUUGGCAAAAGGGCCACCUUAUGGAUUGCAGACUUUCUUAUGGACGAACGCGCAAUCUCGCGCGCUAGAGACGACCUUAGAUUUCGAGGUACCAAGGGCACGACCGGAACGCAAGCCUCUUUCAUGCAGUUGUUCAACGAAAAUUCCGCCAAAGUCAAGGCGCUCGACAAGCGCGUCGCCGAACUCUCCGGUUUUAGGCAGACGUACCCGGUGACGGGCCAAACCUAUUCGCGCAAAGUUGACAUUGAAGUAAUAGCCGCGCUAUCGAGCCUGGGGGCAACCGUGCACAAAAUGUGCAGCGAUCUAAGGCUGCUGGCGCAUAAGAAAGAGAUCGAGGAACCCUUCGAGAAGACGCAAAUCGGAAGCUCCGCCAUGCCCUACAAACGCAAUCCGAUGCGCUCGGAACGGUGCUGCGCGUUAGCGCGCCACCUCAUGGCCUUGUACUCCAAUGCCGCCAACACGCACGCGGUGCAAUGGCUAGAACGAACCCUAGACGAUUCGGCCAACAGGCGCAUCACCCUCGCCGAAGCUUUCCUAAGUGCUGACGCCAUUCUACUCACAGCCCUCAACAUCACCUCCGGCCUCGUCGUUUACCCCAAAGUCAUACACCGCCACAUCCUCCAGGAGCUCCCAUUCAUGUGCUCCGAGAACAUCAUCAUGGCAAUGGUCAAGGAGGGCGGCGAUCGACAGGUUUGCCACGAGAAAAUUCGCGUUCUUUCGCAAGAAGCCGCCGCCGAGGUGAAACAGCACGGCAAGGAUAACGAUUUGAUCGAGCGCAUCAAAAACGACGGGUAUUUUGCUCCGAUUUUAAACCAUUUGGAUAAGAUUUUAGAUGCCAACACUUUCAUUGGGAGAGCUGACGAGCAGGUGGUUGAAUUUUUAGAGGACGAGGUCAGGCCGGUUUUGGAGCGUUACAGUGAUAGGUUGAUGUCUAUGAAGGCACCUUCCUUAAAUAUCUAAGAUUCGAUAUGACCAAAGAUGUACACCUUGUAUAAAUAAAUAAAUAAUUUUGCAACUGUA